AUGCCCAUCAACCUCCCUCUGGACGCCAUCACGUCGCGUCUCAACCUGCAGGGUCGCUUCGACAGUGUUCGUUCGCAGUCCGUCGGCUCCCGCUUCGCCAACUUGAAGCCCAUCUCCGAGUUCUUCAACUUCAAGCAAAUCUCAAAGCCUCAAAACUUCGGUGAGGUUCAGAACCGCGUCAACUACAACCUCGGUUACUUCUCCAGCAACUAUGCCGUCCUCUUCUGCAUGCUGAGCAUCUACACUCUCAUUACCAACUGGCUCUUGACUUUCGUCAUCCUACUCGUCGUUGGUGGCAUGUUCGGAAUUGGCAAACUCGAGGGCCGCGACAUUGAGAUUGGCAACUUCCGUGCCACCACCUCGCAGCUCUACACUGGUCUGGUCGUCAUCGCUGUUCCUCUCGCCAUCUUCUCAAACCCCUUCGGUUCCGCUCUCUGGCUCAUCGGUGCUUCCGGAGUCACUAUUCUUGGUCAUGCAGCAUUCUUGGAGAAGCCCAUCGAGUCAGCUUUUUCAGAGGAGGCGGUCUAA
Molecule: messenger RNA, 528 nt
Organism: Aureobasidium pullulans EXF-150
Lineage: Eukaryota; Fungi; Ascomycota; Dothideomycetes; Dothideales; Saccotheciaceae
Product: prenylated rab acceptor PRA1
Exons: 1
Coding region: 1-528 (175 amino acids)
Cellular component (GO): Golgi apparatus
Source: RefSeq, a predicted model, not a curated record